Molecule: messenger RNA, 536 nt
Organism: Medicago truncatula (barrel medic)
Lineage: Eukaryota; Viridiplantae; Streptophyta; Magnoliopsida; Fabales; Fabaceae
Product: NADH dehydrogenase [ubiquinone] 1 beta subcomplex subunit 2
Exons: 4
Coding region: 56-265 (69 amino acids)
Cellular component (GO): respiratory chain complex I; mitochondrial inner membrane
Source: RefSeq, a predicted model, not a curated record
GUGAGAUCUCUAGUGUGGCUAUAUCGGAAACCAGAGUGAAAUCGAAUCGAGAGAGAUGGGUGGAGGACAUGGACAUGGACAUGGCGGAACAACCUACAAAGGCGUAACUAUUCAUCAACCUAAGCGUUGGCACACUGUCACCGGCAAAGGCUUGUGUGCUGUCAUGUGGUUUUGGGUCAUGUACAGGGCAAAACAAGAUGCUCCUGUAGUAUUGGGCUGGAGGCAUCCUUGGGAGGGUCAUGGUGAUCAUGGAGACGAGCAUUAAUUUUCUUAGGCUUCAGCUGCAAAAUCUGGAACAUCAGAACUUGAAGGAUCUGUGUUCGUGAAUGUGUUAAUCAAAUGUUUACUUUUGUUUCAUUCAAUAAAUUGACUAUAAAAGAAGAGAUAUUUUUUUGCAUAAUUCUAUGAACAUAGCUAUGUUUGAGCAUCUUACUUGUUAACAUGGAUGAAGCUUUAUAGUCGUUAUUUAGAUAAUUUAUUCAUGUUUCUUGUGAGAAUUUUAUGUUAAUAUAUCGAGUUUGUGUCAACUUUGACAA